Messenger RNA from Phodopus roborovskii (desert hamster), 1989 nucleotides. RefSeq names its product abhydrolase domain containing 12, lysophospholipase (gene Abhd12). Gene Ontology annotation, molecular function: monoacylglycerol lipase activity; phosphatidylcholine lysophospholipase A1 activity. Gene Ontology annotation, cellular component: endoplasmic reticulum membrane. The record is from RefSeq and is a predicted model, not a curated record. The transcript has 13 exons. The coding region runs from base 191 to 1387 and encodes 398 amino acids. Lineage: Eukaryota; Metazoa; Chordata; Mammalia; Rodentia; Cricetidae. Gene Ontology annotation, biological process: monoacylglycerol catabolic process; phosphatidylserine catabolic process.
CGGUGGCCGACCGGCCUCCGGCGCUGGUCCAUAGUGGACGCCGCGGCCUGGGGCUGGGAUGUGACGGGCAGUGGGCUCCCGGCUCCCGGCGCUGACGGCAGUGAGCGGCGGCUACUGCGGCCAGGACGGCGCAGGCGGGCAGGCGGGCGAAGCCAGGGCGCUGAGGACUGCGGGCCGACAGGGCCGCGGGAUGAGGAAGCGGACCGAGCCCGUCACCUUGGAGCAUGAGAGCUGCGCCGCCUCAGGCUCGUCCUCCUCCGGCUCGGCCGCCGCGGCGCUGGACGCCGACUGCCGCUUGAAGCAGAACCUGCGUCUGGCGGGCAAGGGGCCGGCAGAGCCGCGCAGCGGAGCGGACGCGGGCAUGAAGCGGGCGCUGGGCAGACGAAAGAGCCUGUGGUUCCGACUGAGGAAGAUAAUUCUCUGUGUUCUGGGGUUCUACAUUGCCAUUCCGUUUCUUGUCAAACUGUGUCCUGGGAUACAGGCCAAACUGAUUUUCUUGAAUUUCGUGAGGGUUCCCUAUUUCAUUGACUUGAAAAAACCACAGGAUCAAGGUUUGAAUCAUACCUGCAAUUACUACCUCCAGCCAGAGGAUGAUGUGACUAUUGGAGUCUGGCACACCAUCCCCUCCAUCUGGUGGAAAAAUGCCCAAGGGAAGGACCAGAUGUGGUAUGAGGAUGCUCUGGCUUCUAACCACCCCAUCAUUUUAUACCUGCAUGGGAAUGCAGGCACCAGAGGAGGCGAUCACCGCGUGGAGCUGUACAAGGUGCUGAGUUCCCUUGGUUACCAUGUGGUCACCUUCGAUUACAGAGGUUGGGGUGACUCGGUGGGAACACCAUCGGAGCGAGGCAUGACGUAUGAUGCACUCCAUGUUUUUGACUGGAUCAAAGCAAGAAGUGGUGACAACCCUGUGUAUAUUUGGGGCCAUUCACUGGGCACUGGAGUGGCGACAAAUCUGGUACGGCGCCUCUGUGAGCGAGAGACGCCCCCAGAUGCCCUUAUAUUGGAGUCUCCUUUCACAAAUAUCCGUGAAGAAGCAAAGAGUCAUCCAUUUUCAGUGAUAUAUCGGUACUUCCCUGGCUUUGACUGGUUCUUCCUCGAUCCCAUUACAAGCAGUGGAAUUAAGUUUGCAAAUGACGAAAAUGUGAAGUACAUCUCCUGUCCCCUGCUCAUCUUGCACGCCGAGGACGACCCAGUUGUGCCCUUCCAUCUCGGCAGAAAGCUGUACAACAUUGCUGCACCAUCUCGAAGCUUCCGAGACUUCAAAGUUCAGUUUGUCCCCUUUCACUCAGACCUUGGCUACAGACAUAAGUACAUCUACAAGAGCCCGGAGCUUCCACGGAUACUGAGGGAAUUCCUAGGGAAGUCGGAACUGGAACGCCAGCACUGAGACUGGCCCGUGAAGGAGCAUGAAGACCCACCUUCCUUCCCUUCUCCCCUGGCCAGCAGUCUGGCACCCAGUAGCCCAGGGUGCCACCACCUGUGGUGCUCAGGAGCCCAGUGCGUACCUAGAAAGAGGACUCGGACACAGUGGGCAGAGGCUCUGCAGAUGUGGAUCUGUGAGGAAAACACGGUGGCAGGCAGGCAGCCUCCUGAGCCUCUGGUGGCCACCCUACCUGAGCUCUCUUUGGGAAUGUUUACUGACAGCAAGUGGACCCCAUAUGCCUUGUGCUUGGGCAUGGCAAACCUGGGAGGGGCCCAGGAAUGCAGGACCACUCCAGGUUUUCUGGCACCACCACUUAAAAUAUGGGGAAAUGGUUCUUUCUGCCCUCCCUGGCGUACGAAGAAUGGACUCUUAAGUGGUUCGGUUUGUCCCCUUCAGCUUGUGUACCUGCUUGCCUUCCUCAGCUGACCCUGCCUCUCAUGGCAUCUGCUUACCCACAGUAAGGGGCACCUGGUUCUGCACUUCCUUCCAUUCUGCCCACCUGUCUGUCAUCUAACCUGGCUGUAGACUGAGCAUUUAUUUAAGAAUAAAAUCUUGGUGGUGGUCUA